AUGGUACUGCAUGCUGAGUUCGAAUACGUUUUGAUUUAGGUACACGGCAAUAGCAGGUGUCUUGGCACAAACUCAGCACGGACUUGCUCGCCCGAGCUUUGAUAGAGCCCCGACCGUUGGUGUCUAGGUGACAAAUGUCGCUGAACAGCCUGCGGGGCCUUGCCCGUAGCGCGCUGCAGGCGAAGAAUGCCCUGCCCGCAAAGGCUGGAGCUGGCGCGCCUGUGAAGCUUGCGCCUCGUCCUGACAAGCCUCUGCCCACCUGGUACGAGCUUUGGUGGGACAAUGGAUACUAUCCCGGUCAGCCGGCGGCUGACUUCAUGUUCGGUGCCUGGCCCGGCAACAUGACCGAGACUUACUACCUGCGCUUCUGGUCGGUGUUCGGCCUGGCGCUGGCCGCGCCCUUCUACUACGUUGCCAACUUCACGGACGAGACCCGCAUGCCCAUGGUGCCUCAGCAGUACCCGGCUGAGGUCCGCGACGUGCUGGUGCAGCGGCGCAACAGCAUGCUGAAGCACGACUUCUCCGCGCCCGACUUCAAGGAGGUCAAGGACCGCGCCAAGAUCUACUGGACGCCGAUGUACUAGAGGGCAGGCGGCGCUACUGGGCAGGCGCGUAGCAGGCGGCAGAGGAGGAGGAUAGGGAUGGGCUGCACAACGGGGGGCGCGCUGGGCUCAGCAGCGGCUUACUGUGUGGAGGAGUUGGUUGAGGAAAGGCGUGAGAAGGAGCGGCGGCCGGUUCGGUGCCUAGCAGUUGGAGCUCUGGGGAGUGGCCCUGCGAUGCGGGGCGCCUGCUUGGCUCAUGGUGCGUGUGAGCAACCUGAAGCCAGCUCUUGGCCAGCGGGCAUGCGUAUAUGCUGGCAGCCUGGCGCCGUCGCAUAGCACGCUUGCUGAGGUGGGUGUGAGGCUAAGCUGGCAGGUACCAGUAGGGUGGACCGCCGUGGCGCGCGGAGGCUCGGCGCCCGGUGACGCAGCCUGGAGGAUGAGGCUGGUUUGGCUUAUCUGUUAGAUGGAGUAGGUCGCGGCUGUGCGCAGAUUUAGUGCGGCUGUGGUGGCUCGUUGCGGCGCGUUUAGGAUACGAGAAAGCAACAGGGAUGUCGUGUCUGGGGCUCGACGUGUGUGUUUUGGUGUGGGGAAAACCGUCGUGGGUGGCUGCAGAGUUGUAUGUUUGGAAGUCACUGUAAGCUUGAUAUAAU
Messenger RNA from Chlamydomonas reinhardtii, 1192 nucleotides. RefSeq lists its product as uncharacterized. The record is from RefSeq and is a predicted model, not a curated record. NCBI's taxonomy places the organism in Eukaryota, Viridiplantae, Chlorophyta, Chlorophyceae, Chlamydomonadales, Chlamydomonadaceae. The coding region runs from base 135 to 584 and encodes 149 amino acids. The transcript is spliced from 4 exons.